Paramecium sonneborni is the source of this 865-nucleotide messenger RNA. NCBI's taxonomy places the organism in Eukaryota, Ciliophora, Oligohymenophorea, Peniculida, Parameciidae. The record is from the annotation of a GenBank genome assembly.
AUGAUUAAUAAUUAUGAUAUUUCAUGCAUAAUAGAACCUGUUGAAAAGAGAGGGGGAUUAUUUCAUGGUUCCAUAAUUACUGCUACUAAUAUGAAUGCACUUAACUAAUACAAUAUUACAUGUGUUUUAUCUGUUUGUUCAGAAUUUAGUAAUCUAUUAUUUUAUUUCAGCAAUUUAAUAUGGUCCAGAGAUUAAUAAUCUUGUACUUGAUUGUCAUGAUACUCCACUUUAAGACAUGACUUCACUUUUUGAUUAAGCUCAUACUUUUUUAGAAACAUCCAGAUAAUUUACUAAUGUUUUAGUUCAUUGUCAUGCUGGAAAAUCAAGAUCAACUGCAAUAGUGAUCUCUUAUUUAAUGAAAAAAAGAAAUCUAAAUCUAGAAUAAGCAUUAAUCUAUGUUAAACAUUAAAGACCCAUUGCUUCACCUAAUCCUGGAUUCAUCAAAUAACUAUUAUUAUAUGAACAAAAUCUAUAUGGCAAAAUUACUUCACUUUUAACUGAAUCAAUCACUCCAUAUUUUUAAAUACAGUAAUAAUUACAAGCUCAAUCACCUAAUAAUACUCCUGCCAAAUAAAGAACUUCCAUUAAGCUUUAAGAUAACUAUUCUGAUACUAAAAGAUAACCUUUAAAUUCACCAAUACGCUCUGUCCCUUCAAGUUUUCCAUUCAUUGUUUAAUCUCCACCCUAAACUAAAUCAUAAAUUUAUCAAGAAUAAUAUCAAUUCAAUACACCAUAAAUACCUAAACAUCCGAAUACCAAUACUUUUUCAUUUUAAUAACCCAUCUCUGUACCCUUUACUGUACCUAUAUCCAAGGAAAUAGUUUAGGCCAUUAAAAAAAAUAAUGAUUAAUAAUAAGUAGAAUGA